Molecule: messenger RNA, 3511 nt
Organism: Amborella trichopoda
Lineage: Eukaryota; Viridiplantae; Streptophyta; Magnoliopsida; Amborellales; Amborellaceae
Product: Tetratricopeptide repeat (TPR)-like superfamily protein
Biological process (GO): RNA modification
Molecular function (GO): protein binding; RNA binding; zinc ion binding
Source: RefSeq, a predicted model, not a curated record
UUCACGCAGACGAACCAAACAUGACACUUUUGGCCCCAUGAUAAACAAGGCCCGUCUGAACAAUGAACACAAGCCAUGCAAACCCGCUUCCACAUUGUCAAACCUCCUCACCUCUCUCUCAGUUUCCACUCUUUCUCCUCUGUUUCUCUCUUUCUCUCUCUAAACAGAAGAAGUCUGCUUCACUUCCACUCUCUCUCCCCUGAUCGUCACCUUCUUUUGCUUCCCAGAACCCCAAUUUCAUAUUCCCAUCUCUCUCUCACUUUCCACUUUCUCUCAUCCAAUUCCCACUCUCUCUUUCUAUCUAGAAUAACACUUAUUCCAUUCCAUUCUCUCUCCUCUAGUCACUUAUUUCUCUCUCUAACCAGAAGAACCAACUUCUCCUCUGCUCUCCCUUCUCUCGGAUGGCCUGGAGAAAACACCGCAAGACCACCACUCAACAGAACCAGUAUUCUUUCACAAGACCAUUCUGUCUCUUUUUCUAUUCCAUGGCUCCAAACUCUCAGAAAUUCCAUUGCUCUCAGAGAUAUAGAGCUCGGAAAGAAAACCCAUUCUCAGAUCAUUGUCAAUGGCCUAACAUCCAAUCGAUUUUUGCAAAACAAUCUCAUCAGUAUGUAUGGAAAAUGUGGUUCAAUUUGUUAUGCACGAAAAUUGUUUGAUAUCAGUCAUGAAAGAGACUUGGUGACCUGGAAUUCUUUGCUUGCCUGCUAUGCCAUGGAACCAGAAGACGAAUGCUUAGAAACUCUGGUUAUUUUUCAAGAAAUGAUGCGCCACUCACUGGGUCUCACUAGGCUCACCUUUGCGCCAGUGCUCAAGGUUUGUGCUCGAUUGGGGCUUCUUGAUUCCUCUAAAAUGGUUCAUGCCUGUGCCGUUAAGGUUGGGCUUGAUUGGGAUCUCUUUGUUGCAGGCGCUCUUGUGAACAUAUACUGUAAAUUUGGGUGCAUUGACGAUGCUCGGUCAUUGUUUGAUAAGAUACCGGAGAGAGAUUUAGUGUUGUGGAAUGUAAUGCUUGAUGGGUAUGCGAGGUUGGGUGAUGGAGAUGAGGCUUUUUCUCUGUUUCAUGAGUUGCAGAGGGCUGGGUUUUGGCCUGAUGAGGUCAGUGUUUCGUGUGUUCUUAAAGGAUUUAAUGGAGGUGAAUCAAAAGAGUUGGUUAAGGUUAGAGGAGUUCAUGCUUAUUCAUUGAAAUUGGGUAUUGAUCAUGAUCCAUUUUUGGGUUCUCUACUAUACAAUUAUUACAUUCGAUUUGGUGAGAAUUGCUCAGAAUUAGGUAUUUGUGAGAGGUCUAAUGGGUGGGAUUCAGAUAUUCUAUUGUGGAACAAAACCAUGUCUUCAUAUUUUCAGAAAGGGUGGAACUGUGGUGUUUUGAACAGCUUUAUUGAGAUGCAGAGGAAGGGAAUCAAACCUGAUUCCAUCACAUUUAUCACACUUCUUAGUGCAAUUACAGCUGAGAGAGCAAUGCAAGUAGGGAGGCAGGUCCACUGUUUGGCCUUCAAAUCAGGUUUCUAUCUGAGUGUCCCAGUUGGUAAUAAUCUUGUAAAUAUGUAUGCUAAAACUGGUGGCCUAAUUGAUGCAAGGCGUGUGUUUGAUGGGAUGGAAGAAUUGGAUCUGAUCUCAUGGAAUUCCAUGAUAUCAAGCUAUGCUCAAAGUGAUGCGGAGGUGGAGCAGGCAAUAUCUUUGUUCUCAGACAUGCAGAGAAAUGGCAUAAAUCCUGAUCAGUUCACAUUGGCUAGUGUUUUGAGAGCUUGUGCGGCCAAACCCCCACUUUUUAUAUUGGGCAAGCAGGUUCAGGUUCAUGCUAUCAAGCUAGAUAGGCUUGGUGAUAAAUUUAUACAAACUGCACUCUUAGACAUGUAUGCAAAGCAUGGUAGCAUGGUGCAAGCUGAAGCUUUGUUUGAUAACACGAUUGAGAAUGACUUAGCUUCAUGGAAUGCUAUGAUCUCAGGCUAUGUUUGGAACCAGGAGGAAGUUAAGGCCUUGAAUCUCUUUUCUUCGAUGCAACGGUCCAAUAUGGAAUUGAAUCAGUUCGGUCUAGCAACCGCCCUCAAGGCAUGCAGUUGUUUGGUUGCUAUGGAUAAAGGAAAACAGAUUCAUGCCCAUGCCAUCAAGAAGGGUCAUGAUAUUGACCUUUGCGUGAGCAGUGGAAUUGUGGACAUGUACAUAAAAUGUGGUGCCACAAAUGAUGCAUGCUUGGCUUUCAAUGCCAUGCCUCAUCACGAUAAUGUGGCAUGGACCACCAUGAUUUCUGGUUGUGUGCAAAAUGGGGAUGAGGAUCAUGCUUUGCAGCUCUACCAUCGAAUGAUGGAUAUUGGCAUUUGGCCUGAUGCAUACAUGUAUGCAAGCCUCAUCAAGGCAUGCUCUCACAUGGCUGCAUUAGAACAGGGUAGAGGCAUGCAUGCCAAUGUGAUCAAGAUGGACCAUACCAUGGAUUCAUAUGUGGCUACAGCAAUCAUAGACAUGUAUGCGAAAUGCGGAAACAUUGACGACUCUCGUAAGAUGUUUGAGAGGAUGAAUGUGAAAACAAUUGCUUCUUGGAAUGCCAUGGUAGUUGGGUAUGCACAACAUGGGCAUGGGGAAGAAGCUCUUAGGCUAUUUGGCUUGAUGGGUCUCGAUGGAAUGAAACCAGAUAAGAUCACAUUCAUUGGUGUGCUAUCGGCCUGUAGCCAUGCGGGCCUAGUGACCGACGCUUGUCACUACUUCAAUUCCAUGCCUCAGGAUUAUAGGAUAAAACUAGAGCUGGAGCAUUAUGCAUGCAUGGUUGAUGUUCUUAGUCGAGCUGGGCUGCUUCAUGAUGCUGAAAUGCUAAUCAAGAACAUGCCUUAUGGUGCAUCAACCUCUAUGUAUCGAGCAUUGCUUGGGGCAUGUAGGAUUCACAAAGAUUCCGAAAUGGCAAAAUGGGUGUCUCAAAAGCUAUUGCAUUUGGAGCCGAAUGAUUCGGCCGCUUACGUUCUCUUGUCUAAUACAUAUGCUGCCUCUGAUAGAUGGAAUGAAGCAGCUGGCGCUAGGAAAAUGAUGAAUUCGAGGGGCGUUAAGAAAGACCCUGGACAUAGUUGGAUCGAUGUGAAGAAUAAGGUUCAUUUGUUUGUGGUGGAUGAUAGGACCCACCCACACUCAGAUGCCAUCUAUGCAAAAGUUGAGGAGCUAAUUAGAAGGAUUAAAGAUGUGGGUUAUGUUCCUGAUACUGAGUUUGUAUUGCUCGACGUUGCAGAGGAAGAAAAGGAGCGGGCUCUUUACUACCAUAGUGAGAAGCUUGCAAUAGCUUACGGGCUAAUUAGUGUACCAUGCCCUUUGAAAAUACGGAUCAUCAAGAACCUCAGAGUCUGUGGUGAUUGCCACAAUGCAAUUAAGUACAUAUCCUGUAUUACUGGACGGGAAAUUGUUGUAAGAGAUGCAAAUCGUUUUCACCAUUUCAGAGAUGGAAGUUGCUCUUGUAAAGAUUAUUGGUAAUAACUGUAACUGUUUUAUUUCUUAACCUCUUCAUUGAUAAUGAUUACUGUAACUUGUUGGCUUUUUCUUU